Polyodon spathula (Mississippi paddlefish) is the source of this 5236-nucleotide messenger RNA. Its product is annotated as anillin-like. Gene Ontology annotation, cellular component: actomyosin contractile ring. The record is from RefSeq and is a predicted model, not a curated record. The transcript has 23 exons. NCBI's taxonomy places the organism in Eukaryota, Metazoa, Chordata, Actinopteri, Acipenseriformes, Polyodontidae. The coding region runs from base 145 to 3474 and encodes 1109 amino acids. Gene Ontology annotation, biological process: actomyosin contractile ring assembly; septin ring organization; mitotic cytokinesis.
GAAAUUUAAAUUUGAACAGAUGUUAGCUUGGACCAGAGAUAGAAGAAUCUAAACCAAUAGUGCGUUUUUAUUUAAAAUUUCGUGUUUUUAUUUUCUAAUUAUACGUAAUAGUAUUACGCUGUGACAAUAGUAAAUACAGGGAACAUGGAUCCGUUCACAGAGAAACUUCUAAAAAGAACUCAAGCCCGCAGAGAAAAUCUUCAGAAAAAAAUGGCUGAUAGGCCCAUGGCAGCGGCAAGACCAGUUGCAAAAAGAGCCAGGGAGCCUUUUGCAGAAACAAACAACCAACCACUGCAGCUUGCAGAGGAAGUACAACCUUCCACCAAACAAUCUCCAUCAAAAAAAAGAUGUUCAGACAACAAAGUAGUUCCUGCCUUUGGUGUAGAGAACAGGCUACCUGAUUCUCUGCCUGAACCAUCUGAAACGGCUAGCAAGCCACCAGAAGCUCUUAUAAGCAGCGUUUCAACAAUAACUAAGUCUGUUGCAGCAAUUGAAAAGAGGGGAGAUAACGAUGUAAAAUGUACAAGUCUUGCAAGUACUUCAGUGAAAUCCCGCUUGCAGAAACUGGCAAAACAGAGACGAUACUUGGACAAUGAUGAUCCUACCUUGGAAAGCGCACACCUUUCACCUGUGAGAUCUCCGAAGAAGGUACCCUCACCUCCUAGGCAGACAGCCAUUGCUCCAUCAUCUGAGACUCCAGUGGGAAGAAAAGGCAGAUUAGCAAACCUUGCUGCCACAAUUGGCUCGUGGGAAGAUGACGUAAAUCAUCCAUCUGGAAAAAGAAACAAUGUACAAGAACAGCCUGGUACCACUUGUUUGUCAAAACAAUCCAUUACAAAUGGAGCAUCUGCUUGUGCUAGCAGCAGUAAUGUAAAGCCACACACUAUAUCCUAUUUUCAAAAGACUACUGAAGCACCAGUGAAUAAGCCAGUCCUUUCUGCUCAACAGGGUUCAGUGCAUUUGCCAGUUAAGUCGACCCAAGAUUUUUCACCAAGUCCUAAGAAAACCGAAAUACCAAAGCUACAGUCACAGUCAGGUAGACAGAUUCCUUCCAGUCCCCAGAAAAUCGAGAGAUCCAAACCACUGGCUACACUACAGUCAGGGCAAAAUACUGCACACAGCCCUCAGAAAAACGAGGCACCCAAAGCACACGCUCCAUUUCAGUCAGGAAGAGUAUCAUCUCCCAGUCCUAAAAAUACUGAGGUAAAGGCACCGCAGGCAACCAAAACAGCUUCAACAGUCCUCCAGGCAAGAGAACAGUUAACCAAAGAAACUCAUGUUCAGCAACAGGAGAAGGAUACAUCAUCUACACCAGGUGAAACUGGCAUUAAAUCUUUCCGUGAACGUUUUGGAGAACGUUGCCAGGAGCGCACAACCCAGAGUCCUCCUUCAAGUACCUUGGGACAAAGAAUAAUCAUUGUUGCACCAAAUACAAAGACAGUGCAAGAACGAUUAUUAAAAGCAAAGCAAUUAACAGCUACUACAGGUGAUCUAACUCAACAGAAGAGACAGGAGCGUGAAAACGAACUCGCGUCAAUUCGUAAUCGUUUCCAGAAGGGGAACAUGUGGGCUUGCGACAAGAAAGAUGAAAGCUCGGAUACAAAGCUUCUGCAAACUAAAAAGAAUGCUUCUGAAAUACAAGAGGUUCAAUCUUCUGAGCCCCAGCCGAUGAAAUCUUUUCCUGCAAAAGGCAAUGAAUCUGAGGGUUCAUAUUUAAAAUCUUCAGGAUCAAGUUCUUCAGGUAAGGAUGAAGUGGUGCGUGAAAUUGAGUUGAAUGUGGAUGAAGAAGAGAUCAACAGUUCAGAGUUCACUGAUGAUCUGUUUGAUGGUGGUCUGGAGGAGGAGCAAAAACAAAGUAAGAAGAGCCCAAAAAGAGAAAUGCUUUUGUUUGAAGUGGAGGAGAAUGACAAACUAAAUAUGUCCUCGAUGUCACUUCCCACACCCUUAGCUGAGACUGUUAAUGCAGUAGUGACAAGUCCAGAGAUUUUGGUUCCAACCAGUAUAUCUCUUGAGCUUAGUGAACUGCCUGAUACAAGUAGACCCAUUUUAUUCCAGAGGGCUCGAGUGCCCCAUGCAGAGUUUGCUGACUCUAUUGAAUCGGUUGGAGAUGAGCAUAACCUUUUGUACAGUAUUGAUGCUUAUAGAUCGCUAAGAUUUAAGGAAACUGAACGUCCACAAGUUAAACAAGUGAUUUUUGGCAGAGAGGAUGUUUCCCAAAAACUAGAAGAGAACAGAAAUACUGGCCAAGCGAAUAUCAAACAAAAAAUGAAGAUUCUGAAUGAUGAGAUAAAUAUGCAACAGACUGUGAUUCAUCAGGCCAGCCAGGCUCUAAACUGUUGCACAGAUGUAGACCAUGGGAAGGGGUCCCAAGUGGAGGCUGAAGCGGAGAGGUUGCUUCUUGUUGCCACUGAGAGAAGAGUGGCUUUGCUUGCAGAGAUGAAUACACUUAAGAAUGAGGGACCUUCUUGCCAAAAGGCCUCAAGCACAGUUAAAGCACAAGACAGUUCUGCUUCCAAAGGGUCAGUAGCACUGUCAGAAAUACGCCUGCCUCUGAAAGCAGAUUUCGUUUGCUCUGCUGCCAAUAAGCCAGAUGCAGCAAACUAUUAUUUCUUCAUAAUGAUCAGAGCUGGAGCCAAAAAUACAUUUGCCACACCAUUAGCCAGUACCCAGAAUGCAUUGUGUGGAGAUGCCAUCUCAUUCCCGAACAAGUUUACAUUACCAGGUGUGUCAAGUGACUUUGAAAUAGAUAUUCAAGUUUACAGUUUGGUGCAAAGGCAGGACAUAUCAGCUGACAAGAGGAAAAAAGGCAACAAAUCAAAGGCAAUUACACCCAAGCGACUACUUACUUCGAUCACUAAGAGUAACAUUCAAACACCAGUUCUGACCAGUCUUGGAGGCCCCAGUGCAGUUCGUACCAGUCAUUUUGUCUUGGUUGGAUCCCACAAACUAACUCUCUCUUCUGCUGGGAAAAAUAAAUUUACACUGGAUAAGGUUCCAUUUUUGUCUCCUCUGGCAGGUCAUAUUUAUCUGAAACUUCAAUGUCAGGUUGGAUCGUCAAUUGAAGAACGAGGGUUUUUGACAAUGUUUGAAGAUGUAAGUGGAUUUGGAGCUUGGCAUAGACGAUGGUGUGUACUCUCAGAAUAUUACAUCUCGUACUGGACCUACCCUGAUGAUGAAAAGCACAAGAACCCAAUUGGUCGGAUAAACCUUUCUAAUUGUACAAGCAAGAAGAUUGAUCCAGCAAACAGGGAAUUCUGUGCUCGCCCCAAUACGUUUGAAUUAAUCACAGUGAGACCUCGGUGUGAAGGUGAUAGAGAAACACUGGUUAGCCAGUUUAUGGACACAAUGUGGGUUACCAAAACCUGGCUGUCUGCAGACACCAAGGAAGAACGUAACCUAUGGAUGCAGAAACUGAAUCAAGUUUUAAUUGACCUGCGCAUGUGGCAGCCUGGUACCUGUUAUAGGCCUCUUUGAGGAAUAAGCAGAUGUUUUUUAUUUCAUAUAAAUACCAUUGAAAGAAAAAUGUUGCAUUCUGUAACUAAUGAAAAUCAAAUGCUAACUCUCAUGAGCAAUAAUUACCAGACUUCUAUUUUAAAACUAAUCAUAGUGAAACUUUAUAAACAAGUAAUCUGAUAUUACAUUAAUUCAGUUUGCCCCUCCUAGAUUUUUCCCAAAGGUGUUCCUGUUUUUAUGAUGGGAUCAAUGUCUUGAAAGUAAGUUUAGUUUGUCUGAUUACUUUGUUGCAGCAUUCUGUCGGCAUAUUGAUUGAAGGGCCUUACCCAUAGUCAUACAUGCAUCACAUGAGCUGCAGUACUGGUCAGAUGUGAUUCGCCACUAACACUUAAAAUAUAUAUAUAUAUAUUUAUAAUUUUUUUAAUGUCUAUUAAUGCUUUAUUUUAUUCUUUACAUUGUCUAAUUGUAUAAUACGUUGAUAUGAGCGAUUAUAAUAACACCUUAUUAAGCUUAUUUGUCACAGUUGUCACUGUGUGUAAUCCAAUUAGUUUUUUCGGUUUUAAACUCAUUUUGGUUUUACUAAAAAGCAAUUGGGUGUCUAAAACAGCUGGAAAAGCUGAACUUAUCAUAUCCGACUUGCAUCCCAUCUUUGACUGUUGGAAAAUUAUAUUGUACCUCUUACUUAAGUCGACAGUGUUAGAAAAGUUUACACUCUGCAGCAUAGUUUAAAAUGUUCACUGAAAGUUGCUGAACUUAAGAGCAUGCUUUUUCGUUAUAAGCUCUGUGCUCUUCUCUCAGCCAUACUUCUUGUGGUACUCUAAGUAUAUUAGGCAGGCUAAAACAUACCUAGAUGUUGUGUCUGUAUAUCAACCUUAAAUAUUUUUGUUGGUAAAUAUGGAUUAAGUACACAGGUUUGUAAGCCUGUUUUGAGGUCAUCUUUUAAAAAUGUACAGAACAGUCUUGCUACACCAUAUUGGGUGCGUUAAGUAAGUGAGCCGCUCAUUGAAAGAACCAACUUAACGGCAUGCUCAGCUCCGCUCCCUCUGAGCAGCUCUGACUCUGCAGCGCAGACAGAUUUCAUCGGUGAUCUGAGUGAGCAGAAAAAUUCUUGCUCCGAGCCGCUCAGUUACUUAACACACCCAUUGUGGUGUGUAUGGUUUCAUGUAUGUUUGUUGGAGGUAGGCAGUGGCAUGACGGACAUCACACUAUGUACAUAAAUAAUGAUGUCUGAAUUUACCAGGAAAAUACUAAAUCGAAAUUUUAAGUUAAACUAUUAUAAAACUUUUGCUGCUAGAUAUUUAUUAUAUGAUGCAGUUUAAAUAAGUAUAAAUAGUUUUAAAUAAGCUUAAAUAGUUAUUUUGCCCUAAAUAAACUGCUCUAGCUAAACAGCUACUCCAUUUUAACACUAGCAAACAUUUAAACUUCUUUUUAACUGUCAAUUUAUGUUUAUAUAUAUAUAUAUAUUCUUUAUUUUAAAAACAAUUUUCGUGUUUUUUUUCUACAAUUUCUUAACAGUUACACAAAUUAAGAUUUUGUGAAAUAAAAUCAUGCUGUUCUGAUAACAGCCUUGUUAAGAACAUUUUAUUUACGGCAAUGCCAAAUGAAACAAGUCCUUUAGUGCACAGAGGUUAUUGUAUUAUUCCAUCAAGGAUAGUUUGUAUUGUCAUCUGUAUUUUUGGAUUGAAAGUUCUGAAAUUUGGAAAAUUUUCUUGGUUUAAUUGUUUUUUUUAAAUCCUGAGAUAUACAUGGAGAAGUGUUUUUUUAUUUUAAAUCAUCUAGUUAU